GAUCCGACAUUUGCGCCAAGGAUACAUUUGUAAACUGAGGAUUUUGACUGAGUAACUUUUACUUUAUACGUCGUCACAGUGAUAUGUAUACUGGAGAGAGAACUAUAUGUGAUUGCAUCAUGAUAUACGAACAAAAAUACAAGUGAUAAGAUACUGUUGGUGGAGUGGUAAGAGAGAAAUCAGGAGAUAAAUGAGCGACUCUGACUGGUCUCUGAGCUGAACGUUGAAGUACAAGGAGGAAAGACAUAAUACAUUAUUGCCAUGCAUUAAUUCCCUGUCCGACCAUUAGUGACGUUGAGAAGGCAAGACCAUGACUUCCUUGGAAUACGACGUGGAUUCCAUGGGUGGGCUUAUGCCGCAAAUCCUAGCCCUGACGGCACCACCAGGAAGUCGUGAUCCAAACAGACAGCAGAAUAGUAGUUCUGCAGGUCCAGGCAGAGAAGGCCUUGCAGCACACCCAUACUUUCGACGGCCAGGUCGUGGCCAUAACCACGAUUCGUGUGAUGCUUGCGGUGAAGGUGGAGAUUUGAUUUGUUGCGAUGUGUGUCCAGCAUCUUUUCAUCUUACCUGCCAUGAUCCCCCCUUAGAAGAGGAGGAAAUCCCAAUAGGACAAUGGGCGUGUCAUCAGUGUAGAGUGUCUGGGCCGGAUGACGACAGAACAUCAGUGUCAAGUGGCAAGUCAAACAAAAGCUCCAAAGGUGUCAAAAGGAAAGACAAGGAAGAUGAUAAACCAUCAUCAUCCACUUCAGCCUCAGGGAAGUCAGAGGCAAGCGAGAAGAAUGAGAAGAGGGUGUGCGCAGGAGGAAGGGAGUUUGAGAUUUCUGACUCCCCCCUGUUUACGCUUAUCAAAGCUGCGGCUACUGUGAACCCCAAACAGUUCACCUUGCCCUAUGAGAUGACUUUACCUGUGUGCUUCCCAGGUGAACCUAAAAAUUCAGGAAAGAAUAAUGGAAACCGAAGAGGAGCACAGAAAAAAAAGUCUCAUGAGCUUGACAAUGGCCUUGUCCCUCUGCCUGCUAAGCUCUGUUUUCAGUGCAACAAGAGCUGUCGAAUAGGUCCACUUGUUCCAUGUGACUAUUGUCCACUCUUCUUCCAUCUGGACUGUGUAGACCCUCCACUCACAACCCCACCCACAGGAAAAUGGAUGUGUCCAAAUCACCCAGAACAUUUCAUGGACUCAACACUUUUAACAUCUCAUAGUCUGAGUGAAAGAGUUAAACUCUGGGAUAAGUUUAGCUCCCCGCUUGACCAAGACACUGUUCGACUGGGCUUCCUGCAGCGUUGUCACAGACAGAACCCUCCCUUCCGGUACAAAGUAAAGCGUGCCCUCAGGUCUAGAAUACGAGUGCCACAAGCAGUGAGAGACCAGUAUAGGGAACCCCCCGAUCUCCUUCCUCACUAUGGUCCUCCACAACACCUCCUUCCUCCUCUUAUUGACCAUGAUCUAGGCUCUUCCACUACUGCUAUGCCAUCCCUAACAACCACUACAGCUACAUCCACUACCUCUGCCUCCACACUGCCCAUGGAGACCUGGCGGGAUGUAGAGAUAAAAGAAGAGCCUGUAGAGGGCUCUGACAUUAGCCAAGAAUCAAAGGAGGCUGUGGAAGCUGAAAUCAAAGAGGAAGAUAAACGAAAUGGGGAAGAUGAGAGAAAAAGACCCACAAAAGAAGAGAUGGAUGAGUGGUUGGCAGGAUUAUUAUGUUUACAAGCCAGUAUUGUUAAGCAUAUGGCCAAUAAUUCCUCGUGUUCAAAUUCUCCAAACAAAACACCUGAAAAACAAAGAGAACUUAAUGGACCUCCCAGUAUAGGAAAUAGUAUGGACAAUUCCCCUCCAUUAGAAAGGCCAGGUUGUAUGAAUGGGGACUUAACUUCCCAUGAUUUAAGCACCAAGCACAGCAAGUUUACUGAUAACAGAAGAAAGCAGCAAGCUGUUAUAAACAGCAGUUUCCAGCCUCCUCCAACUUACCUGCCAGCAAAGAAAGGCAUAUUAAAAAAUCAAAAAGGAAAAACUAUCACAAGUGCAGGUGUAAAAACCCCAAGACAGAGAAAGCAGACUGCUUCUGAAAUUUUAUCAGAAACUUUAACAAACUUGGCAUCAUCUCUACAAAACUCUAUCACCAAUAAGCAAGGGAUUAAUCAUCAAAAUCAGCAGAAAUUGUGUAUGCACUUAGCAACUUUCAUAUUGCUUUUUCCUUCAUCUGUUGACUUUGGCUUUAAACUCCUUACUUUGAUUAUUUGGAAAUAA
Molecule: messenger RNA, 2245 nt
Organism: Penaeus vannamei (Pacific white shrimp)
Lineage: Eukaryota; Metazoa; Arthropoda; Malacostraca; Decapoda; Penaeidae
Source: RefSeq, a predicted model, not a curated record